Molecule: messenger RNA, 516 nt
Organism: Octopus sinensis (East Asian common octopus)
Lineage: Eukaryota; Metazoa; Mollusca; Cephalopoda; Octopoda; Octopodidae
Product: platelet glycoprotein Ib alpha chain-like
Exons: 2
Coding region: 1-516 (171 amino acids)
Source: RefSeq, a predicted model, not a curated record
AUGUCGUUCCUGCCCCAAAUUGCUCGCCUGACUACACCCCUGCCCCAAAUUGCUCGCCUGACUACACUCCUGCCCCAAAUUGCUCGCCUGACUACACCCCUGCCCCAAAUUGCUCGCCUGACUACACUCCUGCCCCAAAUUGCUCGCCUGACUACACUCCUGCCCCAAAUUGCUCGCCUGACUACACUCCUGCCCCAAAUUGCUCGCCUGACUACACCCCUGCCCCAAAUUGCUCGCCUGACUACACCCCUGCCCCAAAUUGCUCGCCUGACUACACUCCUGCCCCAAAUUGCUCGCCUGACUACACUCCUGCCCCAAAUUGUUCGCCUGACUAAACCCCUGCCCCAAAUUGCUCGCCUGACUACACCCCUGCCCCAAAUUGCUCGCCUGAGUACACCCCUGCCCCAAAUUGCUCGCCUGACUAAACCCCUGCCCCAAAUUGCUCGCCUGACUACACCCCUGCCCCAAAUUGCUCGCCUGACUAAACCCCCUGCCCUAAAUUGCUCGCCUGACUAA